Molecule: messenger RNA, 1025 nt
Organism: Cydia fagiglandana
Lineage: Eukaryota; Metazoa; Arthropoda; Insecta; Lepidoptera; Tortricidae
Product: putative cysteine proteinase CG12163
Exons: 5
Coding region: 1-813 (270 amino acids)
Cellular component (GO): lysosome
Molecular function (GO): cysteine-type endopeptidase activity
Source: RefSeq, a predicted model, not a curated record
AUGUACGUCCAACUUAUCAGCUUACUAUGCCUUUUUACCGACGUUCUUGCCUCAGCUAAGUCUUUUACCGCCCAGCAUGUGUCAAAACCGACGUUCUGUCAUGGAACUGUUUCAAAUUUAGAAGGUCAGCAUUUUGAUUGGAGGGAAUGUGGCGGGGUAAGUCCGGUCAAGGACCAAGGUCAUUCCUGUUCUUCUUGCUGGGCUUUUAGUGCCAUUGCUAACAUCGAGAGUCAGUUUUGGAUGAAGGGUUAUCCUUUCAUCCUUUCAGAGCAGUACCUAUUAGAUUGCAACACCAUGGGCGCUGAUUGCAAUCACACGGUCAGCGUUGUCCACACAUUUGCUGAUAUAAUAGCGAAUCUCGGAGGCGUGCCAUUCGAAUCACAAUACCGGCCGUACAGUGAAAAAAAAUUGCAAUGCCCACAGCAUAAGCCUCGUUUGGUGAACGUGGUUGGGCUGGAGCGAGUCAGGCCAGGAGACGAGGAUGCAAUGGCUAAAGCUUUGAGGAAACAUGGCCCGCUUUCUGCUGGUAUUAACGACAAAAUGAUGCUAAAUCCUCGCCACGCUUUAGACAUAGACGAGCCCACGGAGGAUCAGUGCCCGCCGGAGGAUCGGAACCACGCCGUACUCAUAGUUGGAUACAGCGUCGCUUAUAGCUCUGAUGGACGAACGGUGCCAUAUUGGAUCAUCAAGAACUCUUGGGGGACGGACUGGCCGCAGGGGGACCAGGGGUACUACUACCUCCGCCGCGGGACCAACGCAUGCGGCAUCGCCAUGGACGUGUCUUACGCUAAAGUUGCAAUAGAUAUCUCUUAAGCCCUAUUCAGACGAUGCGAGAACUCGCAUGCGAGAUGCAUUGCCGUUUUUGAUCGGUCGGUUGAAUUUGAUGUAACCAACAGUCCGCAAUGUAACUAAAAUUGCAUGCGAGUUCGCGCGCCGUCUAAAUCAGCCCUUAGGCUAAUGCAGUGGAAUAUAAUUUUUUCUAUUAGUUUAGGCUUUUAAAUGAAAACCUUAAAUUGUGCAAAUAA